This is a messenger RNA of Sclerotinia sclerotiorum 1980 UF-70, 282 nucleotides long. RefSeq lists its product with no specific name. The coding region runs from base 1 to 282 and encodes 93 amino acids. The transcript has 4 exons. The record is from RefSeq and is a predicted model, not a curated record. Lineage: Eukaryota; Fungi; Ascomycota; Leotiomycetes; Helotiales; Sclerotiniaceae.
AUGUCUCACUGCAGCAUAAGUUACAUAUCCAAGACUGUAUUUAGCUUUCUAUUGGAUUUGACUUGGGCUUUUAUGGCCUACAAGGUUAGAAAUGCUAGAAUGUAUAUCGACGGCCGAGAAAUCCACACAGAUACCGACAAGAAUAGUCUUCAGAACCAACAAAUUACCCAACUAGCUAAAGAUACGGGGCUCAAGUGGAUCCAGGAAACAGAGUGGAAGGGCGAAGAAAUAGUCUCGGUUCAUGAUCGUGCUUUAUGUAAAGACACAGGAGUUUGGGCUUGA